Lotus japonicus is the source of this 1050-nucleotide messenger RNA. RefSeq lists its product as uncharacterized. NCBI's taxonomy places the organism in Eukaryota, Viridiplantae, Streptophyta, Magnoliopsida, Fabales, Fabaceae. The coding region runs from base 1 to 1050 and encodes 349 amino acids. The record is from RefSeq and is a predicted model, not a curated record. The transcript has 4 exons.
AUGGAUAUUGAUGGAGAUUCUUCAGGUUCAAGUGAUGAUGAAAUGGCAGAGAUGCUAAUGAUUAAUAUGGUUUAUGAUUAUUACCAGAAUCAUUUGAAUAAAACAGUGAUGAAUGAUUCUAAAUUGUCUGGUCGUGAAUUUGUUAAUGAAAUAUUGAAUGGAUCAGGAACAGUUUGCUUUGAUUUAUUUCGAAUGAGGAAGCCAUGCUUUGUUAGAUUCUGUAAUGAGUUGAGGGAGAAAAACUACUUAAGUGACUCAAGGGAUGUGUUUGUUGAUGAAAAAGUUGCAAUGUUCUUAUUCAUUCUUGGUCAUGGUGUUCGGCACAGAGUUGUUGCAAAUCGCUUUCAGCAUUCCACGCAAACAGUUUCAAGUUGUUUUAAGGAAGUUUUAAGAGCAGUAUGUCGAUUGGGGAAAGAGCUUAUAAGACCAGAUUCCACAAACUUGCCUGAUAGCAUUAAAAGUAACCACAAGUACUAUCCGUGGUUCAAGAAUUCCAUAGGUGCAAUUGAUGGUACACAUAUAAGUGCAUGGGUUCCUGCUGACAAACAAAUGUCAUGUAGAGGUAGAAAGACAACAAUUACACAAAAUGUUAUGUGUGUUUGUGAUUUCAAUAUGAUGUUCACAUAUGUAUAUUCGGGAUGGGAAGGAAGUGCACAUGAUGCUAAGGUAUUUUUGGAUGCACUUACCAAUCCUAAUGCAGAAUUUCCUUGGCCACCUAGAGGGCAUUUCUAUCUUGUUGAUUCAGGCUAUCCAUGUACUGGAGGCUUUCUUCCACCUUUUAGGGGCGAAAGGCAACCACUUAUAGUAACUGCAUGUUGUGCUAUUCAUAAUUACAUACGCAAGUGGAAUUUGAAUGAUGAACUAUUUAGGAUGUGGGAAGAACUAGAUCCCGCGGAAUUUAAUAGCAUGAAUGAAGGUUCUAGCACUGCAGGAACAACCUCACAUGAUGACAAUUUAGCAAGACUAUCUAAUGAAGGUGCAACUGAAAUGGCAAUGCAAAGGGAUCAAAUUGCUGAUUUGAUGUGGGCACAUUAUGACAUUGAUAAUUGA